Molecule: messenger RNA, 2090 nt
Organism: Brassica oleracea var. oleracea
Lineage: Eukaryota; Viridiplantae; Streptophyta; Magnoliopsida; Brassicales; Brassicaceae
Product: GTPase LSG1-2
Exons: 7
Coding region: 148-1875 (575 amino acids)
Cellular component (GO): cytosol
Molecular function (GO): GTPase activity; GTP binding
Source: RefSeq, a predicted model, not a curated record
UUGAACUUGAUUCAGCUUCACCUUAACGCGGUCGGCGGCUGACGUUUUCUUUAACCUAAGGGAAAGGCUCAUCGCUUUUAACAUUAACAAAACGCGCCUCCGCACUCAAAAGGGUUUUAGGGUUUUACAGAGAAGAGGUCGCGAGAGAUGGUGAAGAGCGAGAAGACGACGCUGGGGCGGUCCCUGGUGAAGCACCACAACCACAUGAUUCAGGAAUCGAAGGACAAAGGCAAGUACUACAAGAAUCUCCAGAAGAAGGUUCUCGAAUCCGUCACCGAGGUCAGCGACAUCGACGCCAUCCUCGAGCAGGCCGAGGAGGCUGAGCGUCUUUUCACUAUUAAUCACAGCAACACCACUCCGUUGCCCAUUAAUGUAGACACGCAGUCUAGCUCAAGUACUAUAGCAGCUGAGGAAUGGAGGGAGCAACAGAAGAUAGAGGAGGCUUUACACGCCAGCAGUCUUCAAGUGCCUCGAAGACCUCCAUGGACACCGGAAAUGUCAGUGGAAGAACUUGAUGCUAAUGAAAAACAAGCUUUUCUUAAUUGGCGCCGGAUGCUUGUGAGACUCGAGGAAAACGAAAAGCUUGUGCUGACACCAUUCGAAAAGAACCUCGACAUCUGGAGACAGCUUUGGCGUGUUCUUGAACGAAGUGAUUUGAUUGUUAUGGUAGUUGAUGCUAGAGAUCCACUGUUUUACCGUUGCCCUGAUCUUGAGGCAUAUGCUCGAGAAAUCGAUGAGCACAAGAAAAUGAUGCUUCUAGUUAACAAGGCGGAUCUUUUACCUCCUGAAGUCAGGGCGAAAUGGGCAGAAUAUUUCCGCCGUAACGACAUUCUCUUCGUCUUCUGGUCAGCUAUAGCCGCCACAGCCGUCUUAGAAGGCAAAGUCUUGAAAGAGCAAUGGAGAAAAGCCGAUAACUUCCAGAACACAGACGAUCCAGAAGUUGUGAUAUACGGCAGGGACGAGCUCUUGGCCCGUUUACAGUCCGAGGCCCAAGAGAUUGUCAGAGCGAGGAACUCCAGAGCACCUGUUGAUGAGACUCAACGUGAGAAUGCUGUCGUUGGAUUUGUCGGCUACCCGAACGUAGGGAAGAGUUCAACCAUCAACGCAUUGGUCGGUCAGAAACGAACAGGAGUUACCUCAACUCCAGGGAAAACAAAGCACUUCCAGACAUUGAUCAUCUCUGAGGAGCUUAUGCUGUGCGAUUGUCCCGGUUUAGUCUUCCCUUCGUUCUCGAGCUCGAGAUACGAGAUGAUCACUUGCGGUGUGCUUCCUAUCGACAGGAUGACAGAGCACCGCGAAGCUAUUCAGGUGGUUGCUGACAAGGUCCCUCGCCGCGUCAUCGAGAGUGUUUACAACAUUACUCUUCCUAAACCGAAAACAUACGAGCGUCAGUCUCGUCCUCCUCUUGCUGCUGAGGUUUUAAGAGCUUACUGUGCUUCACGUGGCUACGUUGCCUCUAGUGGACUACCUGAUGAAACCAAAGCGGCGAGGCAGAUUCUGAAGGAUUACAUCGGAGGUAAGCUGCCGCACUUCGCAAUGCCGCCUGGGAUGACGGAGGAGAAAAUAGAGGAUGACACUGGUCGAGAAACAGGUUCAGAUUCUGAAGAAGGUGAGGGUGAUGAGGAAGGAAGCGAGCAAGUUCCUGGUAUCGAUGACGUGCUGGAUGAUUUGACCUCGUUUGAUCUGGCGAACGGGCUUGCGUCUACGAAGAAAGUGACUGUGAAGAAGGAAUCGGCGUCACAUAAGCAGCACAAGAAGCCGCAGAGGAAGAAGGAUAGGAACUGGAGGGUUAAAAACACAGAGGAAGGAGAUGGAAUGCCUCUGGUGAGAGUUUUCCAGAAACCUGCUAACACAGGGCCUCUCACGAUGCGUUGAUCUCACCAUUAUUGCAUAACAUCCAAAGUUUAUGAUAUGCAGUUUGGUGUAUUGUCAAACGAAGAUGCUUCAAAGUUUUUUUUUCUAUAUAUGUAAUAACAGUUGAACCUGUCGUAUUGAUGUUUUUGUUUCCAAAGUUUUUAGUCGUUAUUUGGUGAAAAAGAGAAUGGUAAGAGUGACAAUUGAAAUCUGGUUUAGUCUUGUUUGUUGAUCCA